CCACGUGUAUAUGUACCCCACACCCUCAACAAUGAUAACGUCCCUUACUGUAACACGAGAUUUUCCAUACUACCACAUUACUAGAAUAAACAAACCCACAUCCACAUGGUCACAACAACUGGCGCAGUGCUAAUGUAUUUCGUGCACUGACGGUUGGUGCAGCAGUCUCCUGUUCUCUGAUCCACUCAAUCACGGCCCAGUCUUCGUUAACCUUUAAGACAUCACCUAUCCAAUAUGGAACCGCCAUCUCAGCACGGGCCCAGCUGUUCACGUGGGACCACCGAAAAGAAAUAAUUGGGAGGGUAGUGUAAGCAAGAGGAAGACUUGCUCACUAGUGACUCAGUAGAUACUUGGAAACUUCAGGGGCACGCAUCUUUCGCCUAUAUACAAACCCCAGAAACCCCUUUUCACAUUUUUUUUUCUUUGCUACUCUGUUGUUACUUUGAUUCUCUCUUUCUCCCACUGAACUGAUCGCUAAAAUAAAAACCCAGCACGAUGUCGUUUGUUGCGCCAGGCUGUCGAUUCUACCCUUCCGAUGAGCAACUCCUAUGCUAUUACCUGACAAGCAAGACCGACGAGGUCGGUGAUGGCAAUAAUGAUAAGAAAAUAAACGGCUAUGAUUUAAUCAAGGAGCUGGACUUGUACGAAUAUGAGCCGUCGAAUUUACCGGAAAAUGCGUGCUAUUCGUAUGGAUAUAAAGGGAGGAGAAGGCACUGGUAUUGUUAUACAAAAAAGUUUAGGGUUUGGAAAGGAGAAGGGAGAAGGAGAAGGAGAAGGAGAAGGAAGGCUAAAGGAGGGUAUUGGAGGAGUAGCGGUAGGGUUAGGGAUGUGGUGGAUCCCGGUGGAAAGGUUGUGAUCGGGACUAGGUCUAAAUUCGUGUUUUAUUCGGGGAAUUCUGUUCAAAGUUCAAUUAGGACUGAUUGGGUGUUGUAUGAGUAUGCCCUAAUGCAUCAUGUUAAGGCCUCGUAUGUCCUUUGCCGAGUAUUUGUGAAAUCUCGUGCUGGAAAUAGUAACUCGGAAAACGUAUUAAGUUGCUGUGCUGAACAAAAUGUAUCUGCUGUACGUCAUAUCGGAAUUCAGCAUGAUGGAUUUCUUACACCUGACAUUGUUGAAGCUAAAGUGCAUCGUGGAAACUCUGUAGAUGCUGAGAAUGAUUUGUCAAAAUAUCCUCUGGGAUUGAGUACCAAGUUAGAUGCUUUUCCCGACUCAAAUAAGCUAGUUAGGACACCUGAACUUCCUGGUGAUGACAUGCUUGUGGAUGCUGGAACUACUCAAGAAUUAGUAUCCAUUCUAGAGGGAGAUUUCAUAGAGCUGGAUGAUCUUCUGGAUUGACACUUGGAAGAAUGUUGAAAGGAUUACUUCUGGGAACAUGUGCAUAUUAACCAAAUGGGUUAACUUAUUACCGGAAACAACUCAAUUUAUGAACUUUAGAAGUUUAUAGGAGUAUGUUACACAGCUACGAGGACUUUGGAGGUCAUGUAAGGAAUUUAAUGCGCAGCUAAAAAGAGAAGGGUUUAUAAUCCAAUUAGAAGAAGAGUAUCUUGUUUGGGGAACCUAAGACACUGAAGAUGUUAAACUUUUAUGGGACGCACAAAGUUUAAAUGAAGAAGCAGAAGAGCUUCAUCAGUUGAGAUUUCUCUUAUGCCCGAUAUUAGGCAUUUUUCAUCCUGUGGAAUCUGAACAAGAUUGAUAUGUCAGGUGAUGAUAAAUUCAAAUUCGAAAAAAGUAUUGUUCUCUGAUAUCAGCUACUUCACCUGGAUCAUCUUGCUGUUAUUGUUCUUCUGCUCACGUAUGGGAAAUACAUUUUCCCUUGUUUCUUCAGCGCCUUCCUUUAACAAGGAAUCAAUUUUCUGUUUCUCAAGAUGCAUGCAGUGGUAGAUGUAUCAAUAAAUUAACGGAUGGGAACAUUGUUCCCCCUCACCUCUUUGGCAAUAUCUGUUAGCUUAAUAGGGUUAUGAUUAUUUAGACUGGCAUUUAUUUUGUUUCUGAGUUUUCUUGUUGCAGACUUAGAUAACUGUAUCAUGAAGAAUGUGUGCUAAAUAAAUUCUUAUGCCAUUGGACCAGGUUGCAUCACUUGGUUUUCUGGCCCUCACUUUCUCAGCCAUUAUAGACUUGUAAAAAUUGCUUUUUAAUAUCAAUGACAUGCUGGUAAGAUCUUUGGACCUAAA
Ricinus communis (castor bean) is the source of this 2168-nucleotide messenger RNA. RefSeq names its product protein CUP-SHAPED COTYLEDON 3. The record is from RefSeq and is a predicted model, not a curated record. NCBI's taxonomy places the organism in Eukaryota, Viridiplantae, Streptophyta, Magnoliopsida, Malpighiales, Euphorbiaceae. The transcript has 4 exons. Bases 496 to 1332 code for a protein of 278 amino acids. Gene Ontology annotation, biological process: regulation of DNA-templated transcription. Gene Ontology annotation, molecular function: DNA binding.